Messenger RNA from Aspergillus ibericus CBS 121593, 1749 nucleotides. Its product is annotated as AP-1 complex subunit mu. Bases 251 to 1591 code for a protein of 446 amino acids. Gene Ontology annotation, molecular function: clathrin-cargo adaptor activity. Gene Ontology annotation, cellular component: clathrin adaptor complex; clathrin-coated vesicle. Gene Ontology annotation, biological process: vesicle-mediated transport; intracellular protein transport. The transcript has 7 exons. The record is from RefSeq and is a predicted model, not a curated record. NCBI's taxonomy places the organism in Eukaryota, Fungi, Ascomycota, Eurotiomycetes, Eurotiales, Aspergillaceae.
ACACUUCAUCGCACGUCGGCCAAGACGUCUUCUGCUGCAGCUUUCUCUUAAUCCCCGGCCGUCCAGCAUGUGGACUAGUGGUUUCGCUGGCCUCUCCCGUUGAAUCUCGCCAGGAGCCUCCCGCCCAUUCAUUCCUCUACUUACGACUAAAGUUACCUGCCCGACUGACCUGACCCUCCCCGAUCCUCGCGCGGUUGACGGCCACCUUGCUUCUCCCACCCACGACCUCACCUCGAUCUCCUUCUUCGCGAUGGCGUCGGCCAUCUUCUUCCUCGACCUCAAGGGCAAGACCCUUCUAGCCCGAAACUACCGCGGAGACAUCCCCAUGUCCGCCGUCGAGAAAUUCCCCAUUCUCCUCAGUGACGCCGAAGAAGAGAGCUCCGCCGUGGCCCCGUGCUUCUCCCACGAAGGAAUCAACUACCUCUACAUUCGUCACAGCAACCUUUACAUCCUCGCCCUGACCAAGAAGAACACCAAUGCCACCGAGAUCCUCCUUUUCCUACACAAGAUCGUGGAGGUGUUCACGGAGUACUUCAAGGUACUGGAGGAGGAGAGUAUCCGCGAUAACUUUGUCAUCAUCUACGAAUUGCUCGAUGAGAUGAUGGACUUUGGCUACCCGCAGACGACAGAGAGCAAGAUAUUGCAGGAAUAUAUCACCCAAGAAUCACACAAGCUCGAGAUCCAGGCCCGACCGCCCAUCGCCGUCACCAAUGCCGUGUCAUGGCGAAGUGAGGGUAUCCGGUACCGCAAGAACGAAGUCUUCCUUGAUGUUGUCGAGUCCCUGAACCUCCUCGUAUCCGCGUCUGGUAACGUGCUACGGUCGGAGAUUCUGGGAGCGAUCAAGAUGAAGUGCUACCUGAGUGGAAUGCCGGAGCUUCGUCUGGGGUUGAACGACAAGGUCAUGUUUGAGACGACCGGUCGCGCGACGAGAGGCAAGGCCGUGGAGAUGGAAGACGUCAAGUUCCACCAGUGUGUCCGACUGUCUCGGUUCGAGAAUGACCGAACGAUCAGUUUCAUCCCCCCGGAUGGAGAGUUCGAGCUGAUGAGCUACCGUUUGAACACACAAGUCAAGCCUCUGAUCUGGGUAGAGUGUCUGGUGGAAUCGCACUCUGGUUCUCGCAUGGAGUACAUGUUGAAGGCCAAGGCCCAAUUCAAGCGCCGCAGUACCGCCAACAACGUCGAAAUCCUGGUCCCCGUCCCCGAAGACGCAGACUCCCCCCGUUUCCGCACCAACAUCGGAACCGUCCACUACGCACCGGAGAAAUCCGCAAUCGUGUGGAAGAUCAAGCAGUUCGGCGGUGGCAAGGAGUUCCUCAUGCGCGCGGAGCUGGGCCUUCCAUCCGUGAAGGGAGACGACGAGCACGGCGGUGGCAUGACCGGUGGAUUUGGAGGUAGCAUGGGCGGUACCGGACAGGGCAAGGCGAAGCGGCCGAUCAACGUCAAAUUCGAAAUCCCUUACUUCACCACCAGCGGUAUCCAAGUCCGGUACUUGAAGAUCACGGAACCUAAGCUACAAUACCCCUCCCUCCCAUGGGUCCGAUAUAUAACACAAUCAGGCGACAUUGCUGUCCGCAUGCCAGAUGUACAAUGAUGUAAAGCGUUUUCUUUUAGUUCAAUAGAUAUCUAUCUUCUGCAUGGUGAUGGAGUGUACUCCUCGUACGGAGUAGAGAGUAGCAUCAAUGGUCUGCUGAGCUUGGGGGGGGGGCAGAGUUCUCUAUCUAGUCAUCGUAAAUAGUCACAAAAUGUAAU